Messenger RNA from Acanthoscelides obtectus, 397 nucleotides. Lineage: Eukaryota; Metazoa; Arthropoda; Insecta; Coleoptera; Chrysomelidae. The record is from the annotation of a GenBank genome assembly.
AUGUUUCAGCUCACUUCGCAACAUCGCUCCGAGUAUCUUUCAUGUUAUGAUAGAUGUCUGUGCCGUCAAAUAUUUAGUACGGCUUGUGCGUGUUUAGUGGAGAUAUCGCUGACCAAAGCUGAGUGGUUGACAAGUGUCCCCCGCCCGACCUUCUACGUUGUUAAAUUAUUCUUAAGGUGUUGUUGUACUGUGGCAAAGGUAUUUGGAAGUAGUAGCAAGGCCAUGUCUGAACAGAAAAAAAAGAAAAGUAGAGACCAGUAAUGAUCCCAAUGUAUGGCUGAAGUGGUACCAUGAACUAAGUGAUGAAAGUGAUCUGAGUGAAAGCUCUAAGGAUCAAGAUGAAAGUGACAAAGAGGAAGAAAAUAUACUGACAGAGAGUGAGCAUAAUACAGAAUCG